AUGGGUCCACCAAGAUAGCUGCCAUAGCUUAUGAUUUUGGACGAAACGCGACAAGAUAAUAAAACGAAAUUCAUGACAAAGAAAGGGGAUUAAUAAUUGAAAUCCCGCGGGCGUCGUAUGUCAUGUUUUUACCUUUUUACAAUGGCGAAUUAGCCUAAUUUCAAAAGUCAAAAUUCACCUCGUGCUAAACAACGCCUGCCCAUUACAAGACGAGAGAAGAUGAAACGAAGUUCGCUCAAACAAAGCAGAACUUAUUCUAACAUCACAUCCGUGAUUUUCAUCAAAUCCAGUGGGAAAUACGAUGAAUUGAUAAUGCAAACGGUGGACAAAAACUUUGUCUGGAAUAUUUCACGCGAAGUUCUUUAUCUCAGCCGUAUUUGUUGAGUUAAAUCUCGCGUUCGCUAUUGGCAUUGAAAGUGAAAUAUUAUGGCAUUCCCUUCAAGGCAGUGGACAGCAUUCUAUGAACAUCUUAUGAUCUUAACUUGUGCAUUUCUGUUAAACAAUCGAGGUUAUAUCAUGCCGUCGUAAAGAAUUGCGCAACGGUUUGAUGACAAUAUAUAUGGUUGAAGAGGGAGAGGCUUUGUAUAUCCGGAGUAUGUAAUCUCUGUAUGACGUUGUCGUUGAUAAAAUGACAGUUCUUCCUUUUAGGGAUAUAGCGAUUCCGUUGCAUCACAGGAAGACAUUGAUUCAUCAUGUGAAAGUGCACACGCCGGAAAAACAGAGGUCAGCUAAAUUAGACGCUUCCCCCGUCAAGUAAAACGAAACCUAUUAACCUAACCGCUCCAAAUGUCUUCCCGGAGUUACCGACAAGCUUGAAAGAGUCGCCAGCCCUUUGUAAUUGGUUGAUCUAAAAGGUAGACACGGAAUGAGGUAUUUUCUAAUAUAACCAAGGGCAAGAAGGAACGACGUCGCAGCAUCUUUGAGUAACUUCUAAUGGAAGUUCAUCACAGCCCACGUUUUCUCACGGAAGACAUAAUCUCCGGAUCAUCCUAUCUGGCAUGUGUGAUCUGCACUCAUAUAUUCCACGCUCCACGCGUGGAGAUUGCUUUUUCAAAAUGGCGCGGGAUACCGCGGUAUGUCAAAUUUUCGAAGCAAAAAUUUGAAACGUCUGGUUGUCUUUUUACUUCGUUUUCUCACCUCAAAUUCACUGAAACUCAAAGCUACCUUGUUUAUUUUAAGGACAUGCAAGUUGAACAAAUUCCCUCGAUCAUCAAAGAUAUUUUACUUGGAAAUAAUUUAUCAAGAGAUAGUGAUCAUGUUUUUGACAACGUCUUGCAAAGAUGUUCCAGCCAAAGUUGCACGGAUAUUCCUCCGAUCGUGCUCACCAAAGAAGAUCGUUUGAUUUUGCAAAAAGAUCGUGAAGAUGCGAUGAAAUGUGAAAAGUUGAUAGCAAAAAGAAAACAGGAAAAGUACUUUGAUCUGGUUGAUCAAAUUCAAAAUGUUUUACAAAGAAUUGAGAAAAAGAAUUCACGAAAACCUGACAGUUCCCAGAAUGAAGAUGUUCACAAGUCCACUGUUGAGAAUUCAAGUGAUUUCAACAACAAUCCUUUCUCAAAUCACUCUGAAGUCUACACUGAAAACAUGGAGCCAUGGUCACCUCAAUAUUUCAGCAGAGAUUUGGACGGUUCAAGGCAACAUACUCAACAACAGCACAGACCUGGACGGUAUUCCUUACCAGCAAAUUUCGAGACAAUGUACCAUUCUGUUCCCUUGGCUAGGAAUUUUGAACACAGUAGUCACAUUGAAGAAAACCAUUCCCCCAGGCAAAGACCAUUAUCCGCAUAUUCUCUUCAUGAUGUCGUGAAUAAUAACCAAGGUGACAGAUUUUAUGGUGGUGGUGAUGGUCGUCAGCUACAAAACAACUACCAUACAAUGUAUUCACAUGAAAGACCACCACCAGUGUCAUCACAUAACAAACACUCCUAUUCUGGUAAUAAUGGCUAUCAUUCUAUACCAGUCUACGAAGAAAGACCAUACCAUACGAAUAUAGGCAAGCAAGAUGAGUUUCCUCCAAGGCCUGUUGAUUCUUCCUGGAAAACUGGCCCAUCCAAGUCUAAAACCACUCCUGGUCUUCCCAACUCUGAUGGCAUAAACCAUUCCUCGAUGAUCACUAACUCACCCAUAUCACAGGCAAGUGAAAGUCAUUCCUUCAUCUCCAAGCAAAGAGAGCUUCUAGCUUUGGAACAAGUGCAACUUGAGAAUCAUUACGCAGCUCUACAGGGACAGCUUUUAGCGGACUUUCAACAACGACAAGAAGAGUUGAUAGAAGUUUACAAUAAAAGUUUGGAGACACAGUCCGGCACUGGUCAAACUAGUCAGUCAAUUUUGGAAAGAUCUUUUGAGUCUGAUUCUGAAGUAACCCUGACGUCAAGCACCAGAGAACAGGAGCAUUUCACGUUGGUCAGAACGGAGGAAUUACCCCAGAGUCCGUUUGGGAUAACUGUAAAGAGAGGAGUGUCUCAGAAUUCAGGCCAGAGAAACGAUACAAGAUCAUUAGGGAAUUCUCGUGCAGAAAGACGAAAACAAAGUCCGAUUCUUCUCCAGAACGAAGGGUCGAAGUCGAGAAACAAUUCAAGAUCGCUUCAAAAGAGAGCCUCGCCUAUAACCAACUCAAUUUUGCCUGAUAAUGCGAGAUUUACGAAAGAGUCUAGUCCUUUUCAGAACCAGAUUUCUCCAGAUCUUUGGCUUACCAAAAGUUCUGCUGCUUCUCAGAGUCAAUCAUCGCGGCAACAUGAUGGUACACGAAACGUCCCUGGGAAUUUAUCCAAGGAUCAGUUAUCUUCGCCAGCUUCGACGGGAAAGAGUUUUAAUUCAGAAGUAAGCGCUCAGGAUUAUUAUGAAAUGCCGUAUUUCAGGGAGUCUGAAUCUGUUGCAAAAGGCAAAAUUGGGGACGUUGAUGCUGGAAAUCGUAAAGGUUAUGUUGGGAAAACCAGUAGAAACUCGACGAAGAAUUUUGCAGUUGUUACGUCGCCUAAACGAACCCCACUGAGCAGUUUUGAAUCAAAGACUGUCAAAAAUCUUGAAAUUACCAAGAGUCGCAAGUUUUACGUGAUGUCUGCUGUGGCUAAAGGCUUCCUCGCUCGAUUGCUCUUUCAAACUGCAAAGAUUACUGGACUAAUAACCACGAUUAAGGAUGCCAAAAGUGUUUUAGCUGAAAUGAGCUCGGAAUCCAGCCAGUCCCUAACGGAUCGUUCGUUCAAAGAAAGAGUCAGAACACAGCUCCACUCCGCUCAAAGUGAACUGCGAAGAAUAUUCGUGGAUUCUCCUCCAAGCGAACGAAUGAAAAUACUAGAAAAUCAUCGAAGGCUCGUGCGAGAAAAAGAGUCUAGGAACGUAAACAAGGCCCACUCUGCCAGCGAGGCACCUCCACAGCGGCCGAAAUUAUCAAACGUCACGAUGAAGAAACGACUUUCCAGACAACAAACCCAGGAAAGGACACCCAAGUCUGAAAAUGAAGCCACUCCGAACUCUUCCAAAGCCUCUCGAAGCGCCAGCAAAAACACUCCUAAGAGCUCGACUAGGAACACACCAACGGCAACAAAGGCUAAAUCUUCAACGAAAAGCAAAACUAGAGGUGGCCAAGAGACUCCUAAAACCUCACACCCCGAUGCUGUAAGCAAACAAGUAACAAGAACUACUCACCCAACUGGUGCUACCACUGCGUGUGACCCCGUCGCUACAGCAGAGACCGCUGUUCAACGCAACAAGACAACGGAAAAUAAACGAGAUGAUGGGAAGAUGGACAGGAACAAGUCAUCGAUGAAGUCGAGUAAAACAAACUCCAGGGUGACUCAAACCACGAAGAAUAGACGAAGGACAUGGGAUACGACUGUACCAAAACCAAUCCAAGGACGAAUAUCCCCAACGAGACCAACAGAAAAGACGAGGUUGUCAAACGAAAAACGACAAUCGACAUUGUCGACCGCUCGCAAGGCCGGUCAGAAGCUUCUUGGAGACUAUCAGGCGAAGGAUCUGUCUGGACAGUCCAGCAAAUGCGAGGUAUCUGGGAUAGACAUGAGUAAAACAUAUAAAGUAACUAAUACUGAGCAAGCAGUAAAAAAGACUGGAGCGAGACGUUCUCUGGCGGCAAACCUGACACAUAAAAAACCUUAGUACAUGAAGUAGUCAGUCGGCUUUGGGGUUGAUUGAAAUAACAGGGAUACAGCCACUUCAAGUUAAUCCUUUGACAUCAAUGAACCUUGGUCUCAGAUGCAAAUUAAAUACUGUCUAUUUAGGGAUUUACCUGUGUUAAAUACCUAGGACGAGCUUAGACUUGAAAUUCGAGUUUAAACUCAGGAAAAAGACGUGCAGUUCAGCUUAUUCACUCUUUGUAUGCCCAGCGUUCAUGUUUUAGGGUCUUAAUUAAAUGACAACCUAAACGAGUUAAGAUAUGCUUGUUCAUCCACGUAUUUUCGAAGCUCACAGACGCUACUGUGCGUGUUAUAACAGUUGAUUACAGUGCGAUUUGAUUUUGAUUAGAAUGCGUCAAACGCCUGUAAUCGUUUAUAGACCCAGUCACGUUUAUGAGAUUAUUAUGAGUCUUUUAAAACGAGGACGUAUUUUUAUUAUUUGUGUUCGAUAAUUAAAAUACUGACGUUCAACCAUCACCCUCGUCACGCACAAGUGCACGUUCUUGAAAUACACAAUGCUUCUUUAUACUAUCUGUGCAUUUAAAGUGCCCGUAAUUCGUAAUGCUUCUAAAUUGCAACCUUGAAUAUGCCGAGGAUAAUUAUGCUGUUGAGUGUAGUCGUGUAGGGAUAAAACCGUAACCACAUAUUGCGUCAGCGGUGAAGAAACAAAAAGAAAGAUUACGAUUCUACGGAGAGAAUAAUGAGAUAAGAGUUCAGCGAAUAUCGGAUGGAAUCAUAGAAACACGAAGACAAACAACUUUACAUGUCUUGUCAAGCUCCGGCGAAUCUCGAAGUGAAGAGCUGUUUUUGAAUGACUUGUUGUGUGAUGCUCCAGGAUAUUUCACCUUGAUUAAGCAGGUGUAUUUGCAACGGGUAUUUCAACGACGCGCUUCGGCUUGUCCAAGUUAUUUUGAAUGAUAACGUUGAACGCUGAAUAUUCUACGGAACUGAACGAGCUUUUUUGGAUCGCUGCCGGUGAAAAGGAGAAAAGAUUCUGCGCUGCGGAAAACUUGAAGAAUCUCUGCUCGUGAAACUCGUCGGGAAAGUACAUAUCCUCACGAACUUGCUGACGAAAAGGAUCGAAAUUGACUUCUAAUCGUACAACAGAAAGCGUGAUAUAAUUGGAAACUGUGAGUACUCCUAGUUGCCCCGUAGUCACAUCCUUUAUCCAGUAUUCACACCCGUUAUCCCGUGUUUCCACCUGUCAUCCCUUG
Dendronephthya gigantea is the source of this 5344-nucleotide messenger RNA. RefSeq lists its product as uncharacterized. Gene Ontology annotation, biological process: regulation of cytokinesis; centrosome duplication; centriole replication. Lineage: Eukaryota; Metazoa; Cnidaria; Anthozoa; Malacalcyonacea; Nephtheidae. Gene Ontology annotation, cellular component: centriole. The record is from RefSeq and is a predicted model, not a curated record. The transcript has 18 exons. Bases 934 to 4113 code for a protein of 1059 amino acids.